AUGAAAAGAGAUCGACCAAUAGACAGCGAGGCAAAGAAUGGUAGAAAGCUACGGCUUCUACUUCAUGGAAUUGAUGGAUGUGUCCCGUACAUGACACCAUCGACACUCGAGAAAUACUUUCCGGCAAGUGAUGACAACUUGUGGAUUGGAUUGGCAGUCCGUGACACUUGUGUCAUGCCCGUCUUUCAAGAAAAGAAAAAAGUCCAUAAAAAGAACAAGAACAGAAAUUUGGAGACCUCAUCGAGUACCAAAGCAUCAGUGGCCAAAAAGCCAAGUGGUUAUGGCUUUUUGCCGACCAAACCGGAUUCCUGGCUGGAACCUUACAAUCGAAUUACAGUCCCGACCUUUGAUCCCAUUGCAGAUAACAAGAAGGGAUCUUAUACUUGUACGAACAAGGGCGUAUCUGUUUGGACACCACAUGGUCGACAAAAACUAACGCCCGGGGCCUAUAACGAGGCAAGCCUCGCUUUGGAUGCGGAGUAUACUCUGUCGCUCUUUGACAUUGAUGAUGAGGAAGGAAAUGCCAAGCGACAAGAAAAGGCAGAACAACGAAACAAGGAAUGGUUCGAGGAUCUAGGAAAAGCAUGCUCUGGUCAAACGGAUAGAAAGUUGUGGGCACCUGCCCUCAUUCCAAAUCUGAUAAACAACCCAUCUGCAUCCUUGGCAAUUGCCCAGUCCGACAAUAAAAAGGCAUCGGGAAUAGCACUUAUCGGCAAGUGGCACAGCAAAUUGGAGAAGCUUCUGGAAAGUUUGGAAUAUGAAAAUGUGACAAUGUUGUCUACUGAUUCUUUGGUGGAAGUUUUGGAGAUUGCGUCUGGAUCUGCUGUCAACAUGAUUGGAACAAACUUGCCACAACAGUGGGCAAAGAAGAAACAUGCAUUGGCCAUUGACUUUUCGUUUGAUGAAUCUUCGAAACGAGUAAAGAGUGACAAAAAAGAUCAACUGGAUCUCAACAGCGAUGGUUGCAUUGAUAUGAGCAGUAAGGUGUUUGCAAGGGACGCUAGACCAUUGGUUCCAGGGAGGAGCACUAGCCUUGCCUGUGCUGAUUCCAUGUUUAGCAGAGCGUACAUACAUCACUUGGUAGUAGCCCAGGAAAUUCUGGCGGAAAUCUUGCUCUUUGCACAUAAUCUUCACCAAAUGCUGGAGUUACUAAAGGCAUUCCGUGAAGCAAAAGAUCCAUCGGCUCUGAAAGAAUUCAUUAUGAAGCAAUUGAAAAUAUGA
Cylindrotheca closterium is the source of this 1221-nucleotide messenger RNA. The record is from the annotation of a GenBank genome assembly. NCBI's taxonomy places the organism in Eukaryota, Bacillariophyta, Bacillariophyceae, Bacillariales, Bacillariaceae.